AUGGUAUUCGAAAAGUUUAAGGAGGAUGAAAGUGAAUUAAUAUUAAAAAAGUUGAAAAGAGCAGGUUUUAGAAAACGUGAAUUUAAAGAUACUGGCAAGGACAGCUUAUUUAGUAUAGGAAAAAAAGAACGCGGGACUGCCAAACUGCCGGCACAAAUUUUAGGCUAA
This is a messenger RNA of Dentiscutata erythropus, 168 nucleotides long. The record is from the annotation of a GenBank genome assembly. Lineage: Eukaryota; Fungi; Glomeromycota; Glomeromycetes; Diversisporales; Gigasporaceae.